Messenger RNA from Mucor mucedo, 171 nucleotides. RefSeq names its product 40S ribosomal protein S29. The record is from RefSeq and is a predicted model, not a curated record. Bases 1 to 171 code for a protein of 56 amino acids. Gene Ontology annotation, molecular function: structural constituent of ribosome; zinc ion binding. Lineage: Eukaryota; Fungi; Mucoromycota; Mucoromycetes; Mucorales; Mucoraceae. Gene Ontology annotation, cellular component: ribosome; cytosolic small ribosomal subunit. Gene Ontology annotation, biological process: translation. The transcript has 3 exons.
AUGGCCCACGCUAACGUUUGGAACUCUCACCCCAAGACCUUCGGUAAAGGCUCUCGUGCCUGUAGAGUCUGUUGUCAUCGUGCCGGUCUCAUCCGCAAGUACAACCUCAACAUCUGUCGUCAAUGUUUCCGUGAAUAUGCCAGUGAUAUUGGUUUCAACAAGUUCCGUUAA